GUUAAGAUUCUUUGUUUAGGGUGUAUAAAUGACAACUCAUUCCUACUUCAUUCUGUAAAUAAAGUUAAACUAAAAUAAUUGGUGAUCAUUUUCUUAAUAUGAAAUCAGCAUUAUUUUAUCAAUCACUGAUCGAUGUUCCCGAUCCAGAUGGUUUAGAAGAGAAAUACGAUCGAGCGUUUCGGACCUGUGAAGAAAUUAUCUACGGCACAAAUGAAUCAGACCUGCAAGGGCUUAUGUCCAGCACUGUUGGAAAUGAAAAACAACAAGAAGAUAUAAUGCUUGCUUUGAUCUAUACGAUCCUGACGGACGCUGAAAAGGCCAAUAAAGCUUACUCGGAUCUUAUUAUUCUUGAUGGAUCUUCUUUUGCAACUAAUAAUUUGGCAAUUUUAGUAGCAGAAAAGUACCCAAAAUUCAAUGAAAUCCCAAGAAGACAGCUUCUUUGGUUUCUAAACGAAUUGAUCAAGAAUCAAGUGAACGUUCAAGAAACAAGCAACAUUGUGUGGAACAUUUUACGACAAGCCAGUGGAGGAGAUAUCAGCCAGAAAAAUAUAGCUCUUGUUGAGGGGUUACUUGAUAUAUUAGUUGAGCAUCGCUCAUGGCUUGAAAAGGAUCCUUUUUUGGUAGGAACUGUUGUUUACACAUACACAAGAUUACUUGAAGACCAUCAUGGGCCUCAAUUUUCGAACCUGCAGAAAAAAGAAGUAUCUUUCGUGAUAUCUCUUAUCAGAGAUCGGUUUGGAGACGUAAUGCAGCUUGGUCGAGAGUUUGUUAGGCUACUUCAAAACAUUUCUCGUAUUCCUGAAUUUGAAGCAUUAUGGAAAGACAUUUUGCAUAAUCCAAAAAGCCUGUGCCCCACAUUCAAUGGUGUUCUACAGUUAAUGCAAACAAAAACGAGUCGUCGAUUUUUAAGAUCCCGCCUGACCCCAGACGUUGAAAGAAAGUUGCAUUUUUUGAUCAGUAAUGUCAAGUUUGGCAACCAAAAAAGGUAUCAAGAUUGGUUCCAGGAGAAAUAUUUUACCACUCCCGAGUCUCAAAGCCUUAGAUCGGAUCUAAUAAGGUUUAUCAUUGUUUCCAUUCAUCCUACAAAUGAUAUGCUUUGUUCAGACAUAAUUCCCCGUUGGGCUGUAAUUGGAUGGUUACUUACGUCCUGUACCAACGCGGUUGCCCAAGCAAAUGCUAAACUUUCAUUGUUUUACGACUGGCUGUUUUUUCAACCGCUUAAAGACAACAUCAUGAAUAUUGAGCCGGGUAUUUUGGUCAUGUACCACUCAAUUAAAAAUCAUCCCUUGGUGAGCUGCACAUUACUAGAUUUUCUAUGCAGAAUCAUGAAAAACUUUUACCCAAAAGAAGAAGAAAAAGUGCGUGCUGGAAUAUUCAACUCGCUUCAUAUUAUUUUAGAAAAACAGGUUAUACCUAAUCUUAUGCCACUUUUGGAGUCGGCAAAACUCGAUCGGGAAUUAAAGUCUAUGUUAAGGGAAAAUUUUCGUGAGUUCUUUUCAUCGUCUGACACAGGUUACAGCGAACCCAGUUGGGAUAAUAAACUCAACAUUAGUUACAAUGCAGCUACAACAGACGAUUUAAGGUUCAGUGACGAAGAGGAAGAUUCCGCUAUAAUGAGUAUGAAGGAUGAACAUUCUGAUGAUGAUGACCUUCCAUUAUCUAAGGUGAUAAAAAUGGAAAAGCCAAUCGUUCAAACAAUUCCUGAAGAUAUAGUACAGAGCUUAAACAGCUUUGUUACGACGAAAACGCUGGAUAACAUUGAAUUGCUGCUGGAAUUACUAAAUGAAUCAAGUUCUCUAAGCUUGGAACAAGAAGCGUACGUUCAUGAGAAAAUAGUAUCAACUUUGAAGCAAUCCUUGAUAAAUUACACUAUUUUUCCUGUCUCGAAGUCGGACGAAAGUCUAUCUGACAGUAUCAAUAAUCCAAUUUUCGGGAUAUUUAAAUUAUUGUACAAAGAGGAAAAUGGCAAAAGCAAUAUAAUCAAUUUAGUGUCGUACAUCCAAAAGCACAUACCAUGCACAGGAUAUUUAUUGUUGCAUUACCUGAAAGUGUAUGCUAAACUGCAAUCGAGGAGAAAGGAAACUUUACAAGGAAUAUUCAAAAGCAGCGUUUAUACACAUUUCUGUAAUGUCAUAGAGUCUAAACUGGAGCAUCAAUUGAAGUUUGAUUUGGAUCUGUUGGAGAAAAAUGACUCCCAUAUUUUUUUUUGGAUCUUGCCCGAUUUGUUCAAGGAAUACAAACAAAUUAUGCUGAACAACGGUGAUUUACUGUCUAUUUUAAUCGGAGCAAUAGAUGCGAACAAUUUGCGUGACAUAAUAUUCAGUGUGACUCAAGGAAAACUCGUAAUUUUUAGAAGCGAUGGCAUACUGCAGAUUAUUCGUGACAGCUUAGAGUUUGAGACAUUUGAGCAAUUUUGUUUUUGGCAACUACUGCAAGCUCACGACAUACCUUUGGAAUCUUUUCAGGAUAUUUUGCCAGAGCUUGAUGCGUCCAGGCACGCGGAAGCCCUUACUUACAUUUUGUUGUUAUUGAGAAACGAAAAACCUUCUACUGAUUUGGUAAAGUGUUUGCUGAGCCGAGAUUCCAGGAACAAAGCCGAUGCUUUUGUUAUAUCGGUGCUACGUUGCUGGUGUGAGGAAUAUGAAGGCAAGCUGUCUGAAAUCAUUGCUAAUCUUCUUAUGUCAAAAUAUCCACAAAAUUCGCCUAACAAGAGAAAACGUCCAUUGAAGUCAUCGCCGUCUCAGAAUUGUUCUCCAUCUUCCGAACAGAUUUUACAUCAUUUGGAGCACUUCCGGAGAAGCUGCAGGCAUGGAAAUGGUACAGGCACUGGUUUAUACGUUCAAAACGAAAUGCAAAGGUCUCUGCAACAAGCUUUUGCUCACAGCACGGAUAGCCAAAAGAAAUACUUCACGGAUCUGUUUGCUCUAGCUGCAGAGGAUGAAACAUCUUCCACUGUUGGGCGAAGAAGCACAAGUAGUCGUGGGCGGAAACCACCUGCAACUAAAAAAGAACUGUCUGCAUCGAACAACAGUAAAAAAAGCGUUGAAAACACCCUUGCCAGCGACGACUCAACUGAUGAGGACUGGUCGAAGCAAAAAACGGGUAAAAGACGCAAGAAAGCAAUCAGUGACUCUGAAUAAUGUGAAAAAGUUUGGCUGCAACGAUAUUGAAUAAAAUUAAUGCUUCGUAAUAAAUGAUAUAGUUAUUUUAUA
Culex quinquefasciatus (southern house mosquito) is the source of this 3212-nucleotide messenger RNA. RefSeq names its product integrator complex subunit 3 homolog (gene IntS3). The transcript is spliced from 12 exons. NCBI's taxonomy places the organism in Eukaryota, Metazoa, Arthropoda, Insecta, Diptera, Culicidae. Gene Ontology annotation, cellular component: cytoplasm. The coding region runs from base 99 to 3140 and encodes 1013 amino acids. The record is from RefSeq and is a predicted model, not a curated record.